AUGGACGACUUUCGGGAUCUGCUCGACGCCUUGCCCACAGAGGACUACCAUGAGCCUCAGAUUCCACCAGCGAAACCAGAUGCUGCGGUGACGGUCUUGUCUCUGCCGACAGAGGUAUUGCAAGAAGUAGCAGAAUACUCCCAAACUCGUGACGUACUGUCUCUCAUGAGAACUAAUAGGGUAUUCUACGCCGUAGGACUGCGUAGAUUCUAUGAAUCUGCCUACUUGUUGGGCAAUCGCUGGACUGGCAUUUUGUCAAAGCUACCAGUUGGAACCGCUGAAGACCUCGUUUCCAAAAUAAAAAGCAACAAGGCUUUUCAACACAAGCUUGGAGUACUCGGUGGUCUACUCUGCCAAAAGCGUCACAUUGCCCAUGUGAAGCGGCUCGUCAUCGUGGACUACCCCGUGUCCGUCAACGGCAAUCAAAGCAAGUUCAAUACGCUUCUACGCUUCCUACUGGAGAACGCGGUCCUGCUGCAGACGUUUGAGUUGCGCGGCGUUUAUGCAGACGACAAGACGCUAGACUUUGCAGACAUGCAACUCCCAUUCAAAUAUCUCCAACACAUCACGACUAAAGACCUCACAACUCAACCAACAGCGUCCAUCAUCAAGCAAGUCAAUCUGGCCUCCUUGCAGGUCAUCUCUUAUGUUUCCAUCCCAGAUUUGAUUGGUACGAUAAUAAACUCGAGUACGACUUUGUCGUAUCUGAGCUGUCGUAUCCAGUUGAAUGGGAAUGUUGAUAUUGAUGAAGCGUAUCAGCAACUGGACGAGCUAGCGGCUUCAAUCCCUUGCGUUGCGACUCUGAGCAUUGGUUUCUGGUCUUAUAUCGAAGCCGAACGCGAGAACGAAUUACGCUGUAUCGGGCGGCUCAUCCAGAAGCUCCCUCGACUGAGGGAGCUCAUAAUCAACCAGAAACAUUGGAGUGAUAACUCCAUGGAAGAAGAGUUGGCAGCGACGCGAAUAUGCUCCGAAGCCAACGGACAACUACAAAGACUUCGUUUGGUUAUGCGUGGAUGA
Molecule: messenger RNA, 1017 nt
Organism: Serendipita indica DSM 11827
Lineage: Eukaryota; Fungi; Basidiomycota; Agaricomycetes; Sebacinales; Serendipitaceae
Source: the annotation of a GenBank genome assembly